CUCCGCCCCCUCGGCCUCCUCUCCGCCCUGGGGUCCCGCCGGCACUGUGGUAGCUGGGGGCGGUGCAAUUCAUCCAGAAGGGCACCCUGGGGGAGCGGAGGAAACCGGUGACUGAGGCAGGGAAAGGUUACGAGCUGCCCUUGGUCGGCUAGGGGAGCGGGUGCACCGAGUCUCAGCCGGGAGGAUGGCCGCCCACGGAGUCCGAGGCCUGCGGGCCACCUACCACCGCAUGCUCGACAAGGUGGAGAUGAUGCUGCCCGAAAAGCUGAGGCCCCUGUACAACCACCCGGCAGGUCCUAGAACUGUGUUUUUCUGGGCACCAAUUAUGAAAUGGGGGUUAGUUUGUGCUGGAUUGGCUGACAUGGCUAGGCCAGCAGAAAAACUCAGCACAGCACAGUCUGCUGUAUUAAUGGCUACAGGGUUAAUUUGGUCAAGAUACUCUCUUGUUAUUAUUCCUAAAAACUGGAGUCUGUUUGCUGUUAAUUUUUUUGUCGGUGCCGCAGGAGCCUCUCAGCUCUUCCGUAUAUGGAGGUAUAAACGGGAACUAAGAGCCAAGGAAAAUUUGUAAAGGACUCUUGAUCUGCUGAACAAAUCCAGAAGCAGUUAUUACCACCAAAGGGACCUAGUUUGAUUCAUUUUAUUAUUUGGUUUUCAAAAAGAUAAUGCUAACAAUGUUAAUGUUCUGCAGAUGGGACUGUAACUGUAGCCAUUAUACAGUACCUUGACUGAACUGAAAAUAAAACACACUUUUAGUAAUGUUUCA
Molecule: messenger RNA, 763 nt
Organism: Vombatus ursinus (common wombat)
Lineage: Eukaryota; Metazoa; Chordata; Mammalia; Diprotodontia; Vombatidae
Gene: MPC2
Product: mitochondrial pyruvate carrier 2
Exons: 5
Coding region: 185-568 (127 amino acids)
Biological process (GO): pyruvate import into mitochondria
Cellular component (GO): mitochondrial inner membrane
Molecular function (GO): pyruvate transmembrane transporter activity
Source: RefSeq, a predicted model, not a curated record